AAAAAAAAAGAAAAGAAAAGAAAAGAAAGGCUGGGAUCGCUUGGGAUAACAAUCGGAUGACGCUAAAAAUUGGGUAAUCGUGGAAAAGUGAAAGCUCGAGAGAUUAUUGCCUCCAAAAGAAUCUUCUAGUGAUUAACGGCGGUAAAUACUGCAAUUGAUGGAUCCGCCAUCGGAAGAUGUGAAGGCCAAUCUUGCUGAAGAGCUUUAUGGAGAAAGCUUGCGGCUUUCGAAACCUGGUUUAGACUCAGCUUCACAUGGUGGUGAUGAUUACAACUUUGAAGACAACGAUGGGUCAGUAUGGGGUUCAGAUGAGGAAUCGAAUAGAGAAUCCUUGGACAGGGAAUGGCAGAGGAGGCGUGACGAAUUCCAUGCGAUUGGAUACCGUGAUGGGAUUAUUGCUGGGAAAGAAGCUGCUGCGCAGGAGGGAUUUAACAUCGGCUUUAAGGAAUCUGUUCUUGCUGGCUACAAGUUCGGGCUUGUUAGAGGUAUUUCUAGUGCGCUGGCGUUCCUUCCAGAUGACCUGAGAGGAAAAUUGACAGGCGAAGAACAAGAAACGGAAUCAAAAUUCCGGAAAUUGCACGAGUCGGUGCACGUCCUUUCGACGGAACAUGCUGCUAAGUUGUUUUAUGGAACUUUAGCCUCAAAGCAAGCCAAAGAGAAAGAUGAAGAAGAAGAAGAAGAAGAAGGAUCUGUCUCUGCCAUCACUGAUCCCUUGCAAGGUUAUGCAGUUGAGUUGAGUUCUCUUCUCGCCAAAUCUCCUAAGAUUGAACUUAGAUUGGCCCCAGAGAGACAACUCAUUCCAUGAGUUUCUUCCUUUGGAUAUGAUGUUAAAACACAAGAAACAUGUGUUUAGGAGACAUGCUGAAUCGUAAGUCUUAAUAUGGAUAUGAAUACAAGUAUCAUCUCUCUAUGUUCGUGUGCCAAGAGUCCUCCAACAUACCCUUUUUAGCUCUCUGUCUUGGUUGUA
Molecule: messenger RNA, 967 nt
Organism: Tarenaya hassleriana
Lineage: Eukaryota; Viridiplantae; Streptophyta; Magnoliopsida; Brassicales; Cleomaceae
Product: yae1 domain-containing protein 1-like
Exons: 5
Coding region: 158-805 (215 amino acids)
Source: RefSeq, a predicted model, not a curated record